Molecule: messenger RNA, 3006 nt
Organism: Mycosarcoma maydis (corn smut)
Lineage: Eukaryota; Fungi; Basidiomycota; Ustilaginomycetes; Ustilaginales
Exons: 1
Coding region: 1-3006 (1001 amino acids)
Source: RefSeq, a predicted model, not a curated record
AUGUCGGAUUCAGAAUCGAACUCUUCAGCUGUACCCAAGGAUGUACAACGUAAACGCAAACGAUCCGUAGAUUUCCAAGAUGGUCGCGAGUCGCGCGCCAAUCCUGCCCCAAGAGAGUAUAUCGACAUGACCGAAUCUUGCUCUACAGUUGCGCCUGGGCAGAAUCCGACGUCGAGCCAGCUCGACUCGCAACUACAAGACUCGCAAUCUCAACAGCUCCGAUCUUUGAGCGCUUCCGAUUACGUGGCUUCCACGCGAGCCGAAGAUGCUCCGAGUUUGUGCGCACCAGGCACCGAUACCUCCUCCAGCUUGAGACCGCUGCCGUCCAUCUCGACGCGCGUCUUUGAGCCUUACUUGGACGACACCACAGGCAUGGAUCUCGAAGUAGCCGAAUCGGGUGUAUCUCGCGAUCGUGCGCGAGCUGAGCCUGGCCAAGUCGAGCGAUCUUCACCCGUCGAGUCGUUUUCGCCUGCUGAAGAGGUGCAGUCAACCAGGAAUGCCUGCGACGUUCCGCGUAUCGGUACGUGGAUCCUGCCUGAAUUGACAGCAGAGAACAGCAACCCAAACAUGCCCGACUAUUCAAGUCAACACGUGCUCGGACAGAUACCCCUGGACAUGGAUGUGGAUCAGCGGUACGACCUCGACGAUCUGUAUGGCGAGUCGGCAGCUUCUCAACUCUCGCCUUCGCUACUUAACACAAGACUCUCUCGAACACAGCAAGUGCACCGUCAAGGUGCAGGCGGAUCUUCUGUUGCAGCUUCAGUGAUUGCGGGUGCUACUUCUCCGAUCCAGUCCACGCCGGCUUUUGCUUCGGAUGCUGCUGCCAGCGUUGCUGCGACUCGUCCGCCUCCGGAUGCACAGUCUGACGCGCUACUCCCGAGCCAGCCCAUCGCGUCGCAGCAACAAGAGUCUCGUUCUGCAACACCGGCUCUUCCGCCAACUACAAACACGACAAUGCAUGAGCCGGCACCGCGAUCCACUGGCGCAACUGGCACAAGCGAUGCAUCUCGCACGUUGUCGUCGAGCGUCUCGAUAGGCUGGUCCGCGCUUCCUCGAGCUGAGAUCGUCGAACUGGUGCACGAAUCCACGCAGAUUCCUGGAUUCCUCAAGGACGAAAUCGAACGGUUUGUGUUGCGCGCCGAUCGCGCUUCGUCUCCCAAGUCAUCCGCGCCGCCGCAGCGUGGAUCGCCGCGAAGACGGUUUCAGUCGCAGUCACAGAACAGCAGCAACAACAAUGACGACUCGGAAACGCAGGAAGACGGUUUGCUGCGCACCAAGAAAGUGUGGUGUAUGGAUCUGCUCGUGUUUGCGCCAUCCGGCUCAAGAUCAACUGCAGCGGGCGGUGGGGUUUCGGCGAUCACGUCGGAUGUUGUGCGCAAAUUGACGCAGCAGACACAGGCAUCGCAGGCUUGCUCGUCUGGAUCGGGCGUCUCUCAACGCGGUGCAGUCGCGAUCUUGCUGCUACUCGAUACGGUCAAUAUGACGUUUGAUGUGCAUGAGCUGGAAGAGAGUCUGGCGAGUGUUUUGCGGAAUGACCGAAGAUACAGUGUUGGUUUCGACGUCAAUGGACGCAGGUGGAAUGCUGAACAAGGCACAGACACAUGUGGGCGUGCAGGUACGCUUGUCGAUGCUACUCGGCAGGGGGACCAGGACGAACUGGAAGAGACACGCGUCGAGAUUGUACGGCUGCAAUCAGCGCUCGAAUCGGCGUCGCGCGAGAUCGAGACACUGUCCGAGACGCAAACCACGUUGAAAAAGGAGCUCGCGGAAUCGCAAUCGCAACACGACUUUGUACGUUCGCUCUACGAGCGUGCUUCAGCAUCGGCGCUGAGCGCACAGGCAUCUGCGUCGGCUGCGCACGAGAGGGUACGCAGCUUGCAAGCACAGUUGGAUGACGGUCUGGCUCUGCACAGGUCCAUGCUGGAGCUUGGCAUCGAAACGUGGAAGAACAAGCUGCAACGCUUGGAGGCGCAGAGUGCAUUGGCGCACAAACAGCAGCAGCACCACUUGGCCGACGCAGCCGAGAUCAGGAAAAAAGCGGCACUCUGGGAUGCGCACCAGGCGCACGAGAGCGAGUUGGAGCGACACAGACAGCAACGUAUCCGACUGCAUGAUGAAAAGCAACGCAUGAGACAAGAUGCCUCGCAAGCGAUUCGGCGAGCAGCAGCCACCGGCGGCGAUCGUGAUGGUGAUGGUGGUGGUGAUGGUGACAGUGGUGGUGGCGGACCAUUCGCGCCGCCGCCGGUACCGGUACCAGGUGAGCGAGAACCCAGCCCGAUGGACGAGCUGGACGAGCUGGCAGCUUUGGCGAGAGAAGCAGCCGAAGCGGGCGAUACGCUGAUCAUCCAAGAUACGGCUAGUGCGGGUGGAUCUAGACGCACACGUCGUGCGCGAGGUACGACGGAUGCGGGUGCAACGCAAGGAGCGCAGCGCAAGCUGGGACUGCGAAAUGCGUCGAAUCGAGCGCCUCCUUACUCGGGCGUGCAAAUGGCGGCGCAGGUGGAAGCUGCCAAGCUGUCGUCAGCGAAUGCACUCGACGAUUCGCGCCAGGAGUUGGAGGAUCAAUUUGCCAUGUUUGACGCCACUCCAAGCGCGCAAGAUGAACAAAGUGGCGUUGGUGCUGCGACGGUGAUGAUGCGCGAUUUCGACGCUGCACCAAGCACGAGUUUGUUUUCGACCGAUGAUCUGUUCGAGCAGGUCACAGCGCACACACACGAGCGAGCGCGCGAUUUCGAUGCCAGCGCUCUCGAUUCACGCCACCUCGAGGUCGACGUGGAACCAACCGCGCAAGCUCAUCAUGGCGACAUGCCAGCAUGGGACGAAUCGUCGACCAGCAUCCCUCUGCCACCUAGCUUUACCCAAGGAUCCAUGCUGCUGCUCGAUACCGAGCCACAGUCACCACCAGCUCUUGCUUCCUCCGCCUCCACCAUAACGCGCCCAGAGACAAGCGCAACCGGUCAAGCAUCCACGGCGUCACAGCCCUUUCAGCCUCAUACACAGGCUUGA